This is a messenger RNA of Saccostrea cuccullata (small rock oyster), 1404 nucleotides long. RefSeq lists its product as uncharacterized. Bases 1 to 1404 code for a protein of 467 amino acids. Lineage: Eukaryota; Metazoa; Mollusca; Bivalvia; Ostreida; Ostreidae. The record is from RefSeq and is a predicted model, not a curated record. The transcript is spliced from 4 exons.
AUGCAAGCAGCAGACACAUCAGAGGCCACAACUAUAAAAGUAACAGAAUUGCCCAAUGGCACAGUCAUAGAAACAACAAAAACACCCAAUGCUACAGUCAUAGAAACAACAGAAGCACCCAAUGGUAAAACCAUAGAAACAACAGGAACAUUCAAUGGUAGUCAUAGAAACAACAAAAACAACCAAUGGUACUACCUUAGAAACAACCAAGGAGAGUCCCAGUGCCAGGAAUUGCUUCUCGAAGAUUUGGGAACAGAGGUAACAUCAACAGAAAUAUCAAACGACACAGCAAUAGAACAUUCGGAACCACCAACAGCGACAACAAUACAAACAACUGACACAUCAGAGGUCACAACCGUAAAAGCAACAGAAACAGCCAAUAUUACAAUCAUAGAAACAAAAGAAACAUUCAAUGUCACAGUUAUAGAAACAACAGAAACAUUCAAUAGUACAGCCAUAGAAACAACUGAAAAAUUCAAUGGUACAGUCAUAGAAUCAACAGGUACAGCCAUAGAAACAACAGAAACACCCAAUACUACUGUCAUAGAAACAACAGAGGCAUCCAAUGGAACAGCCAUAGAAACAACAGAAACAUUCAAUGCCACAGUCAUAGAAACAACAGAAACAUCCAAUGACACACUUAUAGAAACAACAGAAACAUCCAAUACUACAGACAUAGAAACAACAGAAACAUUCAAUGCCACAGUCAUAGAAACAACAAAAACAUCCAAUGGCACAAUUAUAGAAACAACAGAAACAUUCAAUGCCACAGUUAUAGAAACAACAGAAACAUCCAAUGGCACAGCCAUAGAAACAACAGAAACAUUCAAUGCCACAGUUAUAGAAACAACAGAAACACCCAAUACUACUAUCAUAAAAACAACAGAGGCAUCCAAUGGAACAGCCAUAGAAACAACAGAAACAUUCAAUGCCACAGUUAUAGAAACAACAGAAACAUCCAAUACUACAGUCAUAGAAACAACAGAAACAUCCAAUGGCACAGCCAUAGAAACAACAGAAACAUCAAUUGGUGCAACCCUAGAAACAACCAAGGUGACAUCGAUAGUUUCAACAGAUUCAUCAAAAGGAGAAUCCUGCCCUUGUGCUUGCGAUUAUUUCGACAAGGUAAACUUUUGGAGUAAUGAAAGCAACCUUCUGCAACAGUUCAAAGACCUGGAGAUAAAGCUCACAGAAAUCAGAAACCAGUUGGUUGUAAACGUCAGAAAUUUAUCUUCCAGUGUCAGGCUUCGGGUCAGUGCUCCGGAUGAGCGGCAAACGUCUGCGGUCAUGGGAACUCUUGGACUCAUUAUUAUGUCCCUUGUCUUUGGAGCAAUUAUAAUAUCAGACUUUCCUAUUUUCUUUCAGCACAUCAGAAGAAUUUUGCGCAAGUUAAAAAAAACAUAA